CUGCUCGUCGGAGCGCUGAGCCUGAUGGGAUAUUAUCUGUGAACGCGAGUGUUCACUAAAGCUCUGCGAGCAGAAACGCUUUGCUGCGCAGACGUUGUAUAGAGAACACAUCUAAACUGAAGGAGUUACACACUGGACCAGGAUGAUGAAGAGGGUUCUGUGUUGCACCAGCUACAGUUCUCAUCCUCCUUUCUGAUCCUCAUCCUGCUGCAAUCAGGGGUUUUCAGGCUAAAACAUCUAACUGUGUGAUCUUGUUUCCGGUUCUGUCAGUCGUGCAGAUGGAGAGGCGGCGCCCGGCAAAAGAAGACGUUUGUCCUCUGGACAGCAAGCUGAUGAGGAAGGACAGCACCAGGCCCGCCACUCCAAGGGGAAGCCCCGCCCAGCUUGGACAGGGGGAGGACCAACCUGUUUCAGACUGGGGGGGACCUUUGGAGGAGAGACUGUCCAGUGAUGAUGAGUUGGGGCGACUGGACAUUGAUCUGGACAGAAAAUCCAGACAGCACAACCUGACCUCCAACAAUGUGCGCACCAUCCUCCAUGAGGUGAUCACACAUGAGAAGGUGGUGGCCAUGAUGAAGGCAGCCAUCAUGGACACAAAGGACCUGCCCCUGUUUGAGCCAAAGAUGACCCGGUCUAGACUAAAACAAGUGGUCCAGCAGGAACAGGCUCACACCUGGAGUCUGUCGCUAUUGAAUCCCCUAAAGCCUCCUCAGUUUGUUGAUAUCAAUCUUGAGGAAGAUGAAGACUCAUCAGAUGAGGAAUAUUGUCCUGACGAGGAAGAAGAGGACACAGCUGAAGAGACCAUCCUGAGUGAUGCAGACAGCUUGGCCUCGCCUCUCAGGACUCAUGUGGGUUCUCAGACCAACCCUAGGAACCCAAAUGCUGAAAAACCCAAGCAGUCGCUGCAGAGUUUUUCAGGAGACCUGAGAGGACAGGAGGAGACGUGCACAGAUGCUGCGCUGCAGCUCGUCUGUGGUCCUGCUGAGCGCUCUUUCCUAGAAAAACUGGGUGCUGUGGAUGAAGAGUUGGCCUGCGGCCCCACCUACACCUAUGACCAGUCUAUUGACAGAAAACAUGUGGAUGAGGAUGGUGUUGAUGAAGGCUCUAGCUGUUUGGCAUACCGCACGCGCUCCAAACUCCCGCUGGUUAACAUCCCCCUGGACCAGCUGGAGGCAGAGCUUCUGGCUCCAGACAUCACAGCGGAUAUGUACGAUCAGAGCUCCGCCCAUCGUGACGAGGACUGUCAUUGGACAAACUGGCUGCAGAGUCUUAUGGCGCCGGACUGUGAAGAUGAGGCGGAGGACGAGGAUGACCCUGAGUACAACUUCCUGGACGAGCCAGAUGAACCAGACCUAGAGGACUACAGAACAGACCGCGCAGUCCAGAUUACCAAGAAGGAAGUGAAUGAGCUUCUGGAGGAACUUUUUGAUGCACUCCGUGAGGAAGACGCAACAGCUGAGGAUGAGGAGGCCCCAUCAGAGAUCCUUCCAAAGUUUAACAUCCCCCAAGCUCUACGUUUUGAGGCGCCGUUAGCCAGCAUGCUGACAGAGAGGCGGCAGACGGUCAGAAGGCAGUAUGAAGCUCUGCAGCAAAGAAGAGUCCUACAGGACACAACCAACCACCCUGACAACAGCACCACCCAAAGGGACACCACCCCCCCCAUCUUGGUGUUGCCUGGACUCUGCUCCACCCUUCGCCUGACCCCCGUCCAGAAGCUGCAGCUUCAGCAGCAGAUGCAGCAGCACGUCCAGCUGCUGACUCAGGUUCACCUUCUGAGCCGUCGUGUUUCUGCCCUGAACCUCCAAGCCGUUCUCAGCAAACAGUACCUGGAAGAGCUGCAGAACUUCGCCUGCCAAAGGGAGGAGCUUUGUCUCCCCAGCAGUUUCAGAGCAUGUAAUCUUCAGGGGGCAUUGCAUCUCCUGCAGGAGGUGGAGCAAAGAGAGGAGUCUCCACCUGCUCCUCUAGCUUGUGCAGCUGCCAAGCGCUUGCUCCCACACAUGACUCCUGCUACCUGCAGCCACGCCUUUCCGCUGUUGCCAGCUGACGUUGCCUGGCUGUUUGCCACAAGGCCAGUUUUCCUCCACCCAGAGCUGCUCCCAGUCUGCAGCCUGGACCCCGCCCUCCACAACAGACCCCACAGGAGUGUUUACACUGCAGGAGAGGACAGGCUGAUCGUUCUGGGUCUGAAGCACUUCGAGGGGGCAGUCCAGGCCGACCAGCUGAUGACCUCGUACCUGCUGUGCAAAAGUCGAUGGAAUGUCAGAAAACAUAUUCGAGAGAUGAGCGGUUCCAGAGCGCCGCAGGGCAACGUCAUUCAGACGUUUGUAAAGCAGGGGACCCUUCCCCAGAUGACCCCUGUCUGCAGCAGAGUGGAGCCUGGAGACCAGAGGCCCCCGGUGGACAGAAACACAUCCAGCAUGCCAAACUGGCUUCAGAACAGUCAGCUGAUCAUCCAGAAGAACCGACUGGAUGGGAAUCAUUACCCUCUCACCCUCCCCCAAGGCUGCACCUUGAGGCUCCACCCCUCUUAUCUGAACAAGUCCCGCCCUCCUCGUCGAGUUCAUCGGCGCCUCUUCACUCUGGCCCACAAUGCAUCUCUGCUUCCUCUGGCCAAAGCCUACACAGACAGACAGGUGGGGACACAGGUGAAGGAGAUGGGGGGGGGGAUUAGCUGCCCCACUCCUCCUCCCCUCCCGUCCCCCCCUAAUCCUGAGCCGAUAACGGGAGCUCUGUCAUUCGCUUUGCGUGCUGACGCCAUGCAAAGCCCUGUUCCUUUGUCUGGCCGUGAUACUACAACUCCCAGCAUUCCAUGUGCAGCUGUUGCAAGAAGUCCACAUUAUAUUUUUCUUCCGAUGUCUACUCCAACAACUUCUGGCACACUUGGUUCCCAGCAUGCAGUGGGGCAACAAAAGCAUGAGGAUGUGGAUGUUGGGGGGACCACUUCCAAGUUUGAGAAGCUGAUGAGACAAGUGGAGGACGAGAAAACCUCCUCUCUGAGUCCAGCCACCUCCUGCAGGAGAACUGAGGAGAAAGAGCAGCUGUUAAAGGAGUCUGAGGUGUUGGAUGGGACAGAAGAACAGUUGGAGAGCCUAGCAGGAGCAGGGGAAUGGGGGGGUGACAUUGAGCUGGAGGAUGGAGGAGACGACCAGAAGGGGGAGGGAGGACACAGGGAGGAGGAGGGAAGAGACGGGGAGCAGGAGGACAGAGGAAACGACCAGAAGGGGGAGGGAGGACACAGGGAGGAGGAGGGAGGAGACGGGGAGCAGGAGGACAGAGGAGACGACCAGAAGGGGGAGGGAGGACACAGGGAGGAGGAGGGAAGAGACGGGGAGCAGGAGGACAGAGGAAACGACCAGAAGGGGGAGGGAGGACACAGGGAGGAGGAGGGAGGAGACGGGGAGCAGGAGGACAGAGGAGACGACCAGAAGGGGGAGGGAGGACACAGGGAGGAGGAGGGAAGAGACGGGGAGCAGGAGGACAGAGGAAACGACCAGAAGGGGGAGGGAGGACACAGGGAGGAGGAGGGAGGAGACGGGGAGCAGGAGGACAGAGGAGACGACCAGAAGGGGGAGGGAGGACACAGGGAGGAGGAGGGAGGAGACGGGGAGCAGGAGGAUGGUGGACAUGAAGAUGGAAGAGACGGCAAAAAGGAGGAGGGAGGAGACGGGGAGCAGGGAGACAAAGAUAGAGAAGACCAAGACUGUCAAAGAGAUGAAGAGGAGGAAGAGGAGGAAGAGGAAGACUUUGAUGACCUUACACAAGAUGAAGAUGAGGAGGAGGUCAUGUCCUCAGCUUCAGAGGAGUCUGUGCUGUCGGUUCCAGAGUUGCAGGAAACCAUGAAGCAGCUGACCUGGCUGGCAGCAGAGCGACGCCUCUGCGGAGAUAGAGACUCUGAUGAAGACCACUCUCCCACUUCCCCCGGCUCUCAGGAGGAAGAGGAGGAAGAGGAGGAGGGGAACAAGGACCAGGGAUCAGGAGAGGGGAGGACCAUAAAAUCCAGUCUGGAUAAGGAGGUGCUACAUAGCAAAAGAGCGCCCAAAAGAGGAGGGCGAUGUCCCAAACGAGGACGAGAUCACAGCCGUCCUCGCCGUGGUCUCAGGAGUCGGCGUUUGGAGCGCCGCAGUAAAGAUGCUGCCAAGCUGCUGCUGCUGUAUGAUGAGAACAUCCUGGACAACGACCCCCACAGAGACAGCAAAGACGCAGCCUUCGCCCACAGCUACCUGAACCGGGUGUGUGAAGCACUACAGGAUGUACCUGGGCAGGUGGAGGAGUUUGUGUCGUUGCUGAAUAAAUUUGAGCUGGUUGCAGACGGCCAGGAGGUGGUGCUACUGUUCAGGAAGCUGCGCCUCAUCCUAGGACACCGGACGGACCUGCUCCGAGAUUUUGCAGCAUUUCUGCGUCCCGACCAGGCCCUGCAGUGUGGACUGUUAGAGGAGCAGCAAGCCUUUGAGCGCAGCCGCCGGUUUCUGCGACAGCUGGAAAUCAGCUUUGGAGACAACCCGUCACUGUACCAGAAAAUCAUUAAAGCUCUGCAAACCGGCCCAGACCUGAGUUCAGCUGGAAUCCAGGAGCUGAAAGCUCAGAUGUCCUCGCUGCUGAAAGGCCACACCCACUUGCAAGCUGAAUUCUGGGUGUUUUUCGAUGAACUGCGCCCCCCUCCAGCCCGUCCUGGACAGUUUGAAGAAGCUCACUGGCUGCAGGAUGGAGACACGGGGGAGGCGUUAAGCUUGCUGUCAGGAGGUGGAGCCAGUGGCGGCUUUGAGGAAGUGACACUGCCAGAGCUGGCAGAUGAAGACGAGGGGCUGAAGAUCCAAUCAAUGAAGAGCCGGUGCCAAAGGAGAAAAAUGGAGUCCCACAGAAGCUACAAGGGCUCAGUGGGCGUGUCCAGAGCCGCGAAGAGCCUGAACAACCUGUACGCUCAUAUUAACCCCGCCCACUGUGAACCAGGGGAGGGGAACCAGGAGAGGAAAGAGAUUGAGGACAACAUUCAGCCAGAUCAGAGCGAUGCAUCAUGGGAUGACACAAGACACCCUACAGAUGAAAAGGAGGAGGGAUCUGAUGACAAAGAUGAAGAGCACAACAAUUUCAGGGAGAAGAAAACUGAGGAGAGCCUACCUUCAUGUUCCUCUUCAUAUGAACCUUCAUUCUCUGCUCCUCCUGACCCCCCUGUUUGUGCCAAGAACAUUUCUUUGACAGCAAGUGGAGAGAAGGUUGUCCUCUGGACCAGAGAAGCGGAUCGUGUCAUCCUAACUAUGUGUCAGCGGGAAGGAGCCAAUCAGAGCUCCUUUCAGGCGAUCUCAUCUCUACUUGGCAACAAAACCGCUAAUGAGGUGUCCGGCAGGUUUCAGGAUUUGGUGCGGCUGUUUCGAACAGCGGCCCGUCACUGUACCUCGGAGGAUGUGGCUCCGCCCAUUGAACCUUUAACCCAAUCAGAAUAAAACUGCCACCACUACUUGAGGAAUGUCCUUUCCUAACCUUUUAUUUUGAAAAGACUCAGCCUGUCGUUCUUGUUUACUAUUCUUGUAAAUACCAGAGUAUUUAUACGUAUGAAAGAAAAUAAAAACAAAUCUUGUUGGAUCAAGAGUAAAA
This is a messenger RNA of Oryzias latipes (Japanese medaka), 5589 nucleotides long. It is a transcript of the gene gon4lb, whose product is annotated as gon-4 like b. Gene Ontology annotation, molecular function: transcription coregulator activity. Gene Ontology annotation, biological process: regulation of DNA-templated transcription. The record is from RefSeq and is a predicted model, not a curated record. Gene Ontology annotation, cellular component: nucleus. NCBI's taxonomy places the organism in Eukaryota, Metazoa, Chordata, Actinopteri, Beloniformes, Adrianichthyidae.